Molecule: messenger RNA, 2158 nt
Organism: Otolemur garnettii (small-eared galago)
Lineage: Eukaryota; Metazoa; Chordata; Mammalia; Primates; Galagidae
Gene: RWDD2B
Product: RWD domain containing 2B
Exons: 7
Coding region: 891-1763 (290 amino acids)
Molecular function (GO): protein binding
Source: RefSeq, a predicted model, not a curated record
CCCUCCUCGUCUGCGGUUUAGGGACAAGGGAGAACCCUAUUGUGCGAGACGAUAUUACAAAUGCAGAAUUUUGGACCCCCUCCAUCCCUACCUAUCGAAUCCUGAUCUGCAUUUCAACAGGAUUCCCACGCAAGUCCCCGUUUGAGGUGCGUCACUUUAAUGGACCAAUCCUUGUCCUAGGACCACAGCGCCUGUUAUACUCUGACAGUGACAACAGCUGAGAAAUGACUAUGGAGUUGGUACGGAAAGAGGUAAGAAAAACUCUGCGAAUGAGAAGCACCUAGCGAGACCAAAGAAUUCCCUCGGUCGUUCCCAGUCCGGAGGAAAACACCCGGGCAAGCCCUGACCUUAACGGGUCGCGGCGGCUCCAGCUUCCGGGCCCGCGGCCUUGUGCGCAUGCGCGCGCCUCCCGAGACUGCGCUGUCUCCGUUUCUCCCAGACUGGCCCGCCGGGGGCUUUCCAAGUUUCGGGUCGCCGAAUCCUGGAAGUUUGAGGCUCCGUUUCUAUGAAAAUUGAACUGUCCGUGUAGUCAAGAAACCUGGGCUUACAGCACUGAGCGGCGCACAGCUCGAGACAGUUGGGACUCUCUUGCCUACCUCAUUAGACCUCUAUUAGAGAGCAUCACAUUUUAUCACUGUAAAGUCUGAGUGGAGGGAGAGUUUAUGAAGAGACAGAAGAAGCAGAAUCCAGAUAUAUAUCCUGAUCCUCAGACUAAAUAGAGAGCUACAGGAAAGCAUGAAGGAUAAAGCUCAACAUAUAGUGCUGUGCUAUAAAUUUUUACUGAAGACGAGGAAAAAUACCAUGAAGAUACCACUGACCUAAAUAUUAAUGAUUGUGUUUGGUUUCACAGAGUAAAAUUUCUUGGAGAAGAAACUUACAGGUGUCCAAAAAUGAUUGAGAUAGAGCAGGCGGAGGCCCAGCUGUCUGAGUUAGAUCUGCUAGCCAGUAUGUUUCCUGGUGAGAAUGAGCUCAUAGUGAACGACCAGCUGGCUUUAGCAGAACUGAAAGCUUGUAUUGAAAAGAGGACAAUGGAGGGACGAUCUUCAAAAGUUUACUUUACUAUCAAUAUGAACCUGGACCUAUCUGAGGGAGCAAUGGUGAUGUUUUCUCUGGCCUGUAUUCUUCCCUUUAAAUACCCUGCAGUUCUGCCUGAAAUUACUGUCAGAUCAGUAUUAUUAAGUAGAUCCCAGCAGACUCAGUUGAACACAGAUCUGAGCACAUACCUGCAAAAGAAUUGUCUUGGAGAUGUGUGCAUACUGAAUGCCACAGAGUGGGUUAGAGAACAUGCCUCUGGCUACGUCAGCAAAGAUAUCUCAUCUUCCUCCAUCUCAGUAAGCACAGUCCAGGCAGUCGAUCUCAUCCUCACAAGACUCUGGAUCUACAGCCAUCAUAUCUACAACAAAUGCAAAAGGAAAAAUAUUCUAGAGUGGGCAAAGGAGCUUUCCCUGUCUGGGUUUAGCAUGCCUGGGAAGCCUGGUGUUGUUUGUGUGGAAGGCCCACAAAGUGCCUGUGAAGAAUUCUGGUCAAGACUCAGAAAAUUAAACUGGAAGAGAAUUUUAAUUCGCCAUCGAGAAGACAUUCCUUUUGAUGGUACAAAUGAUGAAAUGGAAAAGCAAAGGAAAUUUUCUAUUUUUGAAGAAAAAGUGUUCAGUGUUAGUGGAGCCAGAGGAAACCACAUGGACUUUGGCCAGCUCUAUCAGUUCUUAAAUGCCAAAGGAUGUGGGGACGUUUUCCAGAUGUUCUUUGGUGUGGAAGGACAAUGAGCAGAAGAGGAGUUGAAAGUACUUUGUCACUGUUGGCUUUUUUUUCUCCCAUUUUUUUCUUGAAAUAUUAAGUAAUUUUAUUUUAGCUCAAUUGUAGAUUGCUGAGGGGAGGGAACUAGUAUAGCUGGAAUGCAUCUGUUAAAAAUAUGUCAUGACUAAAACUAGAAUUGAGUUUCAAAUGUUAAUCUUCACAUGAGAAAUCAAUUAUCUGUAAAGGUAAUAUUGGCAGUGCAACUUGCCAGCCAUUCUCAACCCCUUUUUCCCAUAUCUAUUUCUACUACAGGUGCAGUUAGGUCAUUUCUUCCCCCUUUUUCUGCCAUAAACAUUGAAAUGAUGGCUAGAGCUGGAGUGGUCCUUUCACUCUCUUUUAGACAGAUUCUCACUAUGCUGCCCUG